CAAGAUAAACAUACGUGCCCUCUCUCACUUCGCAUAAUUGCAUUACAUGCAUAUUUAACAAAUUAAUUUAAUGUAAUACACGAACACUGGAAUGUGAAGUUGUGGUGCUUUUUAUUUAAGUGCAGUUUUGUAACAAAAACAUUAAGCAAAGACUAUGUUCCCUAUCAUUGCAACAAAAACAGUGAAACCAACACACUCGGGGGAGCACGUACAAUACAAGCUGGUAAAGAGUGAAGAGAACACGUACAAAGACCACAAAAAAAUAUACGGCAAAGAUCCUUACGAUGAAGUAUUAUUCGACGAUUCAAGUUUCCUAGCGCCUAUUCGUAAAUGGGAGAAAAGAAUGGGAUUCGUCACACCAAUUCUAUGGAAAAACACAAUUUUUAUCAUGACUUUCCACAUAGUGACUGUAUUGUGGACGCUUUAUGUGUUUCGCUUUGGGUUCAGAACACUGAGAUGGCAGACAUUACUAUUUGGAAUAUUGACUGGACAACUAGCAGGAUUCGGUGUUACCGCUGGGGCCCAUCGAUAUUGGUGCCAUCGUUCCUACAAAGCCAAGUUACCUUUACAAUUAAUACUAGCCUUCUGUUACUCGAUGGCAGGACAGAAUAGAAUAUAUGAAUGGGUGCGCGACCACAGAGUGCACCAUAAAUAUUCUGAAACAUCGGCAGACCCGCACAAUGCUAAUCGCGGGUUUUUCUUUUCUCAUGUCGGCUGGCUCAUGAUGAAGAAACACCCAGAUGUUCUAAGAAAAGGUGUUAAAAUCGACAUGAGUGAUAUCACUAAUGAUCCCGUUGUUAAGAUCCAUACCAAAUAUUUCAUUUUGUUAAAAGUUAUAUUGUGUUGGGUAUUGCCGUCAUUAAUCCCCAUUUACAUGUGGGAUGAACAGUGGGACGUAGCGGUCGUGUCACAGGCCUUCUUACGCUACAUGCUGAGCCUCAACUUCACGUGGUCUGUCAACAGCUUCGCACAUCUGUGGGGCAACAAACCUUACGAUCGUUAUAUAAUGCCCUCGGAAAAUAAAGGUGUAUCCAUAGUGGCGAUGGGUGAAGGAUGGCACAACUACCAUCACACGUUCCCGUGGGACUACAAGGCGGCCGAGUUGGGAAUGUCCCACAAUUCCACCACCUUCAUGUUAGAUCUAUUUGCACAAAUAGGAUGGGCGUACGACAUGAAAGAAGCUUCACCUGCUCUGGUCAGAGCAGUCGCAAAAAAUAGAGGCGAACCGUGUAAAUAGCAGUUCCAAUAUUCAGUUUAGUAAUUUAAAUGGUAAAAAUAAAAAAGUCAAAAUUAUAGUAUGAAAAAAUACAAUGAUUAGAUACUAA
This is a messenger RNA of Manduca sexta (tobacco hornworm), 1325 nucleotides long. Its product is annotated as acyl-CoA Delta(11) desaturase. Gene Ontology annotation, molecular function: stearoyl-CoA 9-desaturase activity; iron ion binding. Gene Ontology annotation, cellular component: endoplasmic reticulum membrane. NCBI's taxonomy places the organism in Eukaryota, Metazoa, Arthropoda, Insecta, Lepidoptera, Sphingidae. The transcript has 6 exons. Gene Ontology annotation, biological process: unsaturated fatty acid biosynthetic process. The coding region runs from base 155 to 1237 and encodes 360 amino acids. The record is from RefSeq and is a predicted model, not a curated record.